CAGCUGUCCCUUAGUCGGUCGGGAUUUCUGAACCACGGGAGAAUAACCAGAAAAGGGUUACAGGGAUAAACCAUCUUAUUUUGGUAGUAGAUAUCACAUUAUAUGGUCACAUAAACACGCAACGAGCUACUUUAUCCACCAUUUAACGAUGGAAGCUGAACUAUGAGGUGUUGUGUAGCUGCAGAAGACUGAAUGAAACAUGGCACAGUUUCCAACCACUUUCACAGGUCCAGAUGUGUUUCUGAUUUCUGUGGACGAGAGGGCCAAACAUGAUCAGCAGUUUCACAGCCUCUCUCCGACUGCUGGUGGAUACAUCACAGGUGACCAGGCCAGAAAUUUUUUUCUUCAAUCAGGGCUGCCCCCGCCCAUCCUGGCCCAAAUAUGGGCUCUGGCUGAUAUGAACAGUGAUGGUCGGAUGGAUAUUCACGAGUUCUCCAUCGCCAUGAAACUCAUCAAGCUGAAACUCCAAGGUCACCCUCUGCCUCCAGCCCUUCCUCCCAGUAUGAAACAACCUCCACUGCCGUUACCCCCACAGACCGGCUUUGGCAUGCCCCCCAUGGCGUCCAUCACAGCUCCUCUGCCAGGCGUGCCCCCACUCCCCCUGCCUCCUCUUCCUGUUGGAGUGUCUCCCCCCCUCGUCUCUUCGGCACCACCUCCACUUCCCCAGCCCAUCGCUAACGGAGCCCCUCCCACAGCCAUGAUGCCACCCAUCUCAGGCUUCUCACACCAAGCUGUCAAUAAGUCCUCAUCGUUUAAUCGUUCCAGCACCAAGCUGCAGAAGGGGCCAUCGUUUGAUGCUGCUGGUGCUCAGCCUCCUCCUGAUUGGGCCGUUCCUCAGUCCUCCAGGCUGAAAUACAGACAGCUUUUUAACUCCCAUGACAAGAUGAUGAGCGGACAUCUGACUGGUCCCCAGGCUCGCACUAUCCUGAUGCAGUCCAGUCUUCCUCAGACUCAACUGGCUACAAUAUGGAAUCUAUCGGACAUUGACCAGGAUGGAAAGCUGACAGCUGAGGAGUUUAUUUUGGCUAUGCACCUCAUAGAUAUGGCUAUGUCAGGGUUACCGCUGCCUCCUGUGUUACCUCCAGAUUACCUCCCACCUACAUUCAGGCGUGUGCGAAGCGACAGUGUUCAGUCAGACCAAAAGAGUGUCCAGGAGGAGAUUGAGGAGGAGACUGAGAGCAGCCAAGAGAAGAAAUUACCAGUGACAUUUGAGGAUAAGAAGAGAGAAAACUUUGAGCGAGGAAAUCUGGAGUUGGAAAAGAGACGCCAGGCUCUGCAGGAGCAGCAGAGGAAAGAGCAGGAGAGGCUGGCGGCGCUGGAGAGAGAGGAACAGGAGAGGAAGGAGCGUGAGCGUCUGGAGCAAGAAAGAAGACGACAGCAGGAACUUGAAAAACAACUGGAAAAGCAGAGAGAGCUGGAGAGACAGCGAGAAGAGGAGAGACGCAAGGAGAUUGAGAGGAGAGAGGCAGCUAAACGGGAAUUAGAGCGCCAGCGUCAGCUGGAGUGGGAGCGGCAACGUCGGCAGGAGCUUCUGACUCAAAGAAACAGAGAGCAGGAGAGCAUUGUUCUGCUCAAGGCCAGGAAGAAAACCCUGGAGUUCGAACUGGAGGCGCUGAAUGAUAAGAAGACUCAGUUGGAGGGUAAACUUAAGGAUGUUCGGUUUCGCCUGUCGGCUCAGCGGAGAGAAGUGGAGCAGACCAACCAGACCAGAGAAACACGGAUUGCGGAAAUCACAUUGCUGCAACAGCAGCUGCAGGACUCCCAACAGUGGCUGGGGAGGCUUAUUCCUGAUAAACAGAGUCUAAAUGACCAGUUAAAACAGGUUCAGCAGAACAGUUUGCACCGCGACAGCCUUUCAUCUCUGCAGAAGGCUAUUGAGCAGAAAGAGAGCAGCAGACAGCAGCUCCGAGAUCAGCUUGAUGCUGUGGAGCGAGAAACCAGGGCCAAACUGCUGGAAAUAGAUGCUUUCAACACACAACUAAAGUCUCUGUGUGAGUUCUAUGCCAACCACUGUGCCAGGAUAGAAGCCCUGCGACGCCAGCUUCAGGAGGAAGAGACAGGGAGACAGGAGCUGCGGGAGAUCCACAGCCGGCAGCAGAGGCAAAGACAGAAGGAGUUGGAGGGAGAUGCACACACACAGACACACACACACUCUCACAUGCACACCCCGAGCGAGAGAAAGUCUGCCGAGCUGCAGGAGAGUGGAUUGUCUUCGGAGGAGGGUACUGCCUGGAGGGAUGAAGCAGGAAGUUCUACGACUAAAGCACCUAGCCCCCCCUCCAUCUCAGCGCCACACGCCUGGCUAAACAGAGUGACUCAGGAAGAGGAAGAGAGGAAGAAAAGGGGGAUAGAAGAUGAGGAAGAAGCCAGGAAGGGGGCCAGAACAAGGGAAGAAAAGGAGGAUGAAGGCAGAGGCAAGAAAGACAUGCAAGAUAAACUCAGCAAGCUUUUCAGCCAAUCAUCUGACCCUUGGACCUCAACAGUGGAGAAGACUCAGGGUCUCAGUCUGUUUGACCAGAAGGCAUCAGCCAGCAGCCUUGACCAGCAGCAGGCACCAGUGAAGGUGGUCUACUAUAGGGCUCUAUAUCCAUUUGAUGCUCGCAGCCACGAUGAGAUCAGUAUCACCCCUGGAGAUGUAAUCAUGGUGGAUGAGUCCCAAACAGGUGAGCCCGGUUGGCUGGGGGGUGAGCUCCGGGGCCGGACCGGUUGGUUUCCAGCCAAUUAUGCAGAACGAAUACCCGACAGCGAAGCGCCAGUUAGCCUGCGUUCCACAGCAUCAACCACACCCACCUCAUCCCAGCAGCCGUUAAACACACCCCCUCCAGCCCCCGGACACACCGCCUCCUCUGCAUCAUCGGCCAACAGUAACUGGGCCGACUUCAGCACCACCUGGCCUUCAAACACAACCAGCCAGUCAGACAGUGAGGGAUGGGACGCAUGGCCAACCUCUUCAACCAAUCAGAACCCAUCUCUAAGUGUUCCCUCGGCACAGCUACGACAGCGCUCUGCCUUCACACCUGCCACCAUGACAACGGGCUCCUCUCCUUCUCCUGUACUAGGACAGGGGGAGAAGGUUGAAGGUCUUCAAGCCCAGGCUUUGUAUCCCUGGAGAGCCAAGAAGGACAACCACCUCAACUUCAACAAAAAUGAAAUAAUAACUGUAUUGGAGCAGCAGGACAUGUGGUGGUUGGGUGAACUUCAGACCGGACAAAGAGGCUGGUUCCCCAAAAGUUACGUCAAGCUCAUCUCAGCCAACAUGACAGCCCCUGCUGGUGCUGCAGCACGCUGCAAAAACACUGGUGAAUCUGGAAUAUCAGAAAGUCCUCCUAACGGAAAACGUCCCUCCCCUUCUCCAACAAAACCCUCAGAGUCUGGAGAAGAAUAUAUUGCCAUGUACACCUACGAAAGCAGCGAACAGGGAGACCUGAGUUUCCAGCAAGGAGACGUCGUCAUGGUGACCAGGAAAGAAGGAGAUUGGUGGACUGGCGUAGUAGGGGGAAAGACUGGAGUCUUUCCAUCCAACUACGUCAAACCACGCGAUUCGGCAUUAGAGUCACUGGGACCAGCAGGAAAGACGGGAAGUCUUGGGAAGAAACCAGAGAUCGCUCAGGUGAUCGCCCCCUACAGUGCAACAGGAGCAGAGCAGCUGACGUUAGCUCCAGGGCAGCUCAUCCUCAUCAGGAAAAAGAACCCAGGGGGCUGGUGGGAGGGUGAGCUCCAGGCUCGAGGGAAGAAGCGUCAGAUUGGUUGGUUUCCAGCAAAUUAUGUGAAACUGCUGAGUCCCAGCACCAGCAAAACAACUCCUACUGAACCCACCCCUCCUAAACUGGCCCCUGCCAGCACAGCUCUGUGCCAGGUGAUUGGCAUGUACGACUACGUGGCCCAGAAUGAUGACGAGCUGGCUUUCCAGAAGGGUCAGGUGAUCACGGUGCUCAACAAGGAUGACUGCGAUUGGUGGAAAGGAGAGCUCAAUGGGAGGGAGGGUCUCUUUCCCAGCAACUAUGUCAAACUGACCACAGAUACCGACCCGAGCACGCAGUGGUGUGCCGACCUCCACCUGCUGGACAUGCUGAGUCCGAUGGAGCGGAAAAGGCAGGGCUACAUCCAUGAACUGAUCGUCACCGAGGAGAACUAUGUCAACGAUCUGCAGCUUGUCACUGAGAUCUUCCACAAGCCUCUGCUGGAGUGUGAGCUGCUAACUGAGAAGGAAGUGGCCAUGAUCUUCGUCAACUGGAAGGAGCUCAUCAUGUGCAACAUCAAACUGCUCAAGGCUCUGAGGGUGAGGAAGAAGAUGUCAGGCGAUCGGAUGCCGGUGAAGAUGAUUGGUGACAUUCUGACCAACCAGUUGCCUCACAUGCAGCCGUACAUCAGAUUCUGUUCAUGUCAGCUGAACGGAGCCACGCUGAUUCAGCAGAAAACAGACGACAACCCUGAGAUCAAAGAUUUCCUCAAGAGAUUAGCAAUGGAUCCGCGCUGUAAAGGAAUGCCUCUGUCCAGUUUCCUGCUCAAACCCAUGCAGAGAGUCACACGCUACCCUCUCAUCAUCAAAAACAUCAUAGAAAAUACUCCAGAGUCUCAUCCAGACCACAGCCACCUGAAAGCUGCCCUGGAAAAAGCAGAGGAACUGUGCUCACAGGUGAACGAGGGCGUCAGGGAGAAGGAGAACUCAGACCGGCUGGAGUGGAUUCAGGCUCAUGUUCAGUGUGAGGGCCUGUCAGAGCAACUGGUGUUUAACUCUGUCACAAACUGUCUGGGCCCGAGGAAGUUCCUCCACAGCGGGAAGCUGUUUAAAGCCAAGAGCAGCAAGGAGCUCUACGGCUUUCUGUUCAACGACUUCCUGCUGCUGACACAGGUGACCAAACCUCUGGGCUCAUCUGGGUCGGACAAAGUCUUCUCCUCAAAAACACACCUGCAGUACCGCAUGUACAAGACGCCAAUCUUCCUAAACGAAGUGUUAGUGAAGCUGCCAACAGACCCAUCAGGAGAUGAACCUCUGUUCCACAUCUCCCACAUCGACAGAGUUUACACACUCAGAGCUGAGAGCAUCAACGAAAGGACGGCGUGGGUUCAGAAGAUAAAGGCAGCGUCGGAGCUUUUCAUCGAGACGGAGAAGAAGAAGAGGGAGAAGGCGUAUCUUGUUCGCUCUCAGAGGGCUACAGGUAUCGGCAGGCUGAUGGUCAACAUUGUGGAGGGGAUUGAGCUCAAACCCUGUCGCUCCCACGGAAAAAGUAACCCAUACUGUGAAGUGACCAUGGGAUCCCAGUGCCAUAUCACAAAAACAUUACAGGACACAUUAAAUCCGAAGUGGAAUUCCAAUUGUCAGUUUUUUAUUAAGGACCUUGAACAGGACGUCCUCUGUAUCACUGUGUUUGAACGAGACCAGUUCUCACCUGAUGACUUCCUGGGCAGGACAGAGAUCCGGUUAGCUGAAAUAAAGAAGGACCAGGGCUCCAAAGGACCAAUCACUAAGAGGCUGCUGCUCCAUGAGGUUCCCACGGGGGAGAUUGUCGUCAGGUUGGACCUGCAGCUGUUUGAAGAACCAUGAAAACUGGCUGGACUGGACUAGCCUGAGAAGGACAAGAAAGAUGUCAUCUGGACUCGGGAACUGGGCUGGAUUAAACUGGGCUGGUAGGCUGGACUGGUCUGGAGUUAUUUAUUACAAACAGGAGGUUUAUAUUUCAGGAGGGCUGAAUUACAAGUCUUUUUUUUUUUUUUUUAUGAAUUCCCCACAUUUUAUCCUAAAUAUUUAUUUUCCACCACAUUAACCCUAUAAGUCAAAAUCGGGGUUUUGUAUCCUUAUUAUUUUAAGUUGUAUUGUAAUGCAUUUUACUUAAAAAAAAAAAAAACGGUAGAUUUGGGGCUUAAAAGUAGAAAAAAGUUCUGUUUUAGGGAAAAUUAUCUUGAUCGACACAUCAUAGUUGCACAUUGUUCCAGUUUAACAUCUGCACCAUGAUGGGAGGUUUAAAAAGAAACAGGCUCAUCUUAAUCAGCAUUAACGAUUAAAAAAAAAGAAAAAAAAAUCCAAGGCCUGUUUCUUUUCCAGUCCAGUCCAUUCGACUCCUCCCUCAGUGUGGUCCAGUUCAGUAUUCAGUCCAGUCUUGGAGAUCUGACGGAUCGUUGCUGUUUUCUCUCCUUCUGCAUCGUCCAGACUGUCUCAGACACUCCGGUGACAAUCCCAGCCCUCCUUUUUUUUAUCCAAGCAAACCCAUCCCCUGUUUGUGUGAUUGGGUGUGAGUGAGUGAGUAUGUAAAGCUGCACGAGUGUCGAGUUGGACAAGCACGGUUCAGUCUACGUUUCUUUUCUUUUUUUACGUUGAGUCUUAAAGCUCUCUCAGUUUUACGAUCGACUCUUCAGGCUUUCAGCUCCGAGGUACAGCACAUUAACAGACCUUGAUGUUUUGGGUUUUUGUCUGUAUUGACGUGCACUUGACUCUUGUCACAUUAACCCAGAAAGUGCUAUAUAUGUACAGGUUUAGUAGAUAUGCUAUCAGUGCUAAUAAGCUAAAGGAAAAAAAGGAUAGAAAGAUAUUAACCCAACAUUUGACAAGUGUUCUGUGUUUACAGACAAACUGCGGAUAUGUCAAGGUGCCUCUCUCCCAUGCACCAAGAAUAUUAAUGUGGCUGAAGUAACAGGUACGAAAGCUGAAUUAAAUCAAGGUACUGUGAAGAAGAAUGUCUUAACCUCUUUUUUUAAGCUAGGUCAAACACAAGGGUUAUAAUUUUACUGUUAUAUUGCUGCUGUGUUGAGCCAUCGCAGUGGCCGUCACUAUGCAGGGAGUUUAAAAAAUAAACGUGAACAAAGCCGGAGUAGGGCUCUCAAGCAAGCUUAAUAAACUGUAUUUUAGAUUAUUUCCACAUUUUAGCCCUGAGGAGAUGCAGUGCAAAAAUUACUUUACUGUGCAUUGGCACUCCGGCACUUUUAAAACAGACUCUGUCUUAGAUUUAAAGGCAAAGAGGGGUACGUUAACUGACUCAGAAGCUGCCAUUUUGAAUAACCAGAGUAGGAACAUUUUGAAGUUAUGUUUGUUUUUUGUUUAAUCAACUAAACCAAUUCUAACCACAUGAAUUACUUUCAGCCUUUUUGUCUCUAUAAACAGAUAUCUGUGUUAGAAAUAUGCAUAUUGUUCUGGGAGAGGAUGAAGUUUUGGUUUCCUUGCAGCGCAACUACUAACUGUAGUCUUGAAAUCAUUGGUACUGUCUAAAAUGUAUGUAUAUUGUAUUUAUCUUUUUAUUUGCCAUUUAUUUAUUUGCAUUCACACAAUAGCUAGUGGAACUUAUGGGAGGGUCCACCCUCAUAGCACCGAAAGCUGAAUCAUUUCCUGUUACUCCUGAACAUAAAGUUAGCAAACGGUACACAAGCGAUCCAUAGAUUGUUUAUUAACUACAGUACAGUGCAAAAAUGCUGAGCCACCAAACAGUAAACAGAUGCAGCAAUAUAUUAAAACAUCCCGUUAAAAAAUGGAAAUAGUCUGGGAUCAAUAAAAUACAUUUUAUUCUGAUUAUAAAAUAGAGUAGAAGGCAAAAACACAGUUCACACAAUUUGAACAAGUCUUAUCCCUUCAAUUCUUUUAUGCCUGACCCAAAAAAUAAAGGGCAGAACAAACAUUUUCCUUUGAAUUUUAAGUCUUUAUUUGGCCCUUUGACAAAGUGUUAAAAAAAAAAAGAAAAAGAAAAGUACAUCUAUGUAACUUUUCUUACUGUAUGAUGUCAGAAUUAUUGAAGUGCUAAAGGUCUCCACCAGGGGGCAGAAGAUAAGUAUCAGUAUACAACAGGGUUUUAAACCAUGCUUUGACCAGAGUCAAUAGGUCUCAGAAACGGUAGAUAUCAAAUACGAUAUAUUAAGCAUUAUGGGUAAAUAAUGCAGUAACUGCAGUGAAAUGGUCAAAACUUGAAACAAUAGAGGUAAAACACUUACUUUUGGAAUUAGGUGUAGUAAAAAAGGCACAGGUGGGUUUCUUUUCCACAAGAUUCAUUAUGGUCACUGAAACAUUUGCUCUGAAGCAGAGAAUUAAAGAGUUUAAAAAAAAGAAAGAACUGGAAAAAACUCCUUCAACUUGGGCAUAACAUCUGUAGAAGUCUCAUUAAUGAUGACUUUGGUAAUAUUAGCUAAAGUUGGUGAGAAAACUUGUAGCUAGCAAGCUAUAUAACCUGACAAGGAAGGAGACCUUUAUAGCAUUGAAUAUAUUAUUUAACUAAUUCCUCUUGUGUUUUGAUUUGUUUGUUAAAGAGAUGGGAGUAUUUGUUAAAAUAUAUAUAUAUAUAUAUGUAUAUAUAUAUAUAUAAACAUUACGCUCGUUUAUUUACAGUAUCGUGCCUUCACAUGAACGUGCUAACACAUCAUGGAGGAGAAUUGCAUUCUUUGCUCACAGAUUACACGUCUCUGUUGUUAACCACUACAUCUUUAGCAUAUCAGUAAUGUUAUUUUCCAGGUUUAAAAAGAGAAACUAAACAAACAAAAAAAAACCUCAGGAUUUAUUUUGCAGGCAGUGUAAAUCUUCCUCGUAGUUUAUCGACCUGAAUUAGCCAUCGGAACAGACAACAGCUAUAUUUGUGUUAGUUAGCUAGCUACUUUACCAGUUAGGUAAUAUAAUUAGUUAGUCCUUUUAUUUUAAUGCCACGGUUAUAGUAAUAUUAUGAAUCAUCACUGAGACAACAGUUACCUUAGUGACCAGCCACUGUCCAAUCAGCAGCUCGACUCUGUGGAGGAAGGUGUGAACGAAUGUUUGUUUUCUCAGACUGAAACUGAUGAGGAUGAUGUUGUACGGCUUCCCCUAACCCUCUACCCCCCCAACCACACUGUACUGAAACUAACCCAAUCCAGUUUGAGCCCAUUCUUACUGUCUACCUUCCAGGUUGUGUAAAAUACUGCUGUUAUCUGAGAGUUAAUAUAUGAGCGCUGUGGAGGCGAUAAAGAAAGCCUGCUGUUGAUUAUCACUGUAGAAGAUGAUGUACGUUGUUGUCUUUCAAUGUUCAGAAUAAAAUUCAGUUGGACCAAGA
Molecule: messenger RNA, 8996 nt
Organism: Melanotaenia boesemani (Boeseman's rainbowfish)
Lineage: Eukaryota; Metazoa; Chordata; Actinopteri; Atheriniformes; Melanotaeniidae
Gene: itsn1
Product: intersectin 1 (SH3 domain protein)
Exons: 46
Coding region: 200-5545 (1781 amino acids)
Biological process (GO): clathrin-dependent synaptic vesicle endocytosis; endosomal transport; intracellular signal transduction
Cellular component (GO): cytoplasm; plasma membrane; clathrin-coated pit
Molecular function (GO): protein binding; molecular adaptor activity; calcium ion binding
Source: RefSeq, a predicted model, not a curated record